CGUGCACCUCUGCCAGACUUGCCAGUCCAGAAACGGCAUCUCGUGCCUUCUCGUCGUAGCUAUUUUCCUGCUUGUACCAGUCCUGUUAAUUCGAAUCAACGGUGUGUUUGUCAGCGGAUGACAGCAGAGCGAAAACAUCAUUGAUUGAGCAUAGCCAUGUCCACAAUGUCAGAGACAAAGGAACUUUUCAGACAAGCAGAUGCUGUAUGUUUUGAUGUGGACAGCACAGUUAUCAAAGAAGAAGGCAUUGAUGAACUAGCUAAGUUCUGUGGUGUGGGGGAUGCGGUAACUGAAAUGACACGUAGAGCCAUGGGUGGCUCAAUGACUUUCAAAUCAGCUUUGACUGAGCGUCUCGCCAUCAUCAAAUGUUCCAGAGAACAAGUCAAUAAACUGAUCACAGACCACCCUCCACAGCUCACCCCAGGUAUUAGGGACCUUGUGGACCGUUUACAUCAGCGCAACAUCAAGGUGUUCCUCAUCUCAGGUGGCUUUCGCUGUAUUGUUGAACAUGUGGCCACUCAGCUAAAUAUUCCUUUAGAAAAUGUCUACGCCAACAGGCUCAAGUUCUACUUUAAUGGCGAGUAUGCAGGAUUUGAUGAGAGCCAAGCAACAGCAGAGAGCGGUGGCAAAGGAAAAGUCAUCAGCAUGCUGAAGGAAAAGUACGGCUUCAAGACAGUUGUAAUGAUUGGAGAUGGAGCCACUGAUCUGGAGGCCUGUCCUCCAGCUAGCGCCUUCAUCGGAUUUGGUGGCAAUGUCGUGAGGCCUCAGGUUAAAGAGUUGAGUACGUGGUAUGUUACAAGUUUUGGAGAGUUGCUGAAAGAAAUGGAAAAGAUUUGAAGAUCCUAGAAAGAAUACUUUUUUUAAAAAAAACUUUAUCAGUGUUAUUUGCACCAAAAUGUAUGUAUCUAAUGGUUUUAUCCAUUGUGCAUACUCCAAUUAUGUCAACAGAUUUUGAAUCAGUGACCAUUUACUUGAGUCCGACCAAUUUUACCUUCAUGUGGUUUUUACAAUCUUGAUAUUCUAUACUAGAAGAUGUAAGACAUCCACUGCCUGUGUGAAGGUUCAAAAUGUUAUUUUUGUGUUUUAGGCACUUUUUUUUCUUCUAAGACAACUCCAACACAAUGGGAAGUGCAAUGUGAAAAAAACCAAGAUUUUAAUUAUGUAAGACUGCAGCUAAAUGUGUUAUAAUGAUAAAGAUUAAAAACAAACAGGCUAUAAA
Messenger RNA from Corythoichthys intestinalis (scribbled pipefish), 1219 nucleotides. It is a transcript of the gene psph, whose product is annotated as phosphoserine phosphatase. Gene Ontology annotation, cellular component: cytoplasm. Gene Ontology annotation, molecular function: L-phosphoserine phosphatase activity; magnesium ion binding. The coding region runs from base 157 to 837 and encodes 226 amino acids. NCBI's taxonomy places the organism in Eukaryota, Metazoa, Chordata, Actinopteri, Syngnathiformes, Syngnathidae. The record is from RefSeq and is a predicted model, not a curated record. The transcript is spliced from 7 exons. Gene Ontology annotation, biological process: dephosphorylation; L-serine biosynthetic process.